AUGGCAUCGGCAGAAAACGAUGAUAAUUUCAAAAAUCAAGUUGAUCAACAACAACAACAACAAACUAUUAAUACUCUUAUCAAUGACAUAAAACAAUUAAAAAUAAGAAAAACUCAUGUUUCAGAUGAAUUACAAUGUUCUAAAAUCGAACAAAAAAAACUUGAAGAAGAUAAAAAACAAAAUAUAAUUCGUUCAAGACAAUUACAACAUUUAAUAGAACAUUAUAAAAAUAAAUUAGCACGAUUACACAAUGAAUUGAAUCAACUUCAGAAGAAACAACAAAUGAUAAAAAAUAAAGUUGAUCAACAACAACCAAUACUUGAAGCAUAUCAAAAUAAUUUAGAACAACAAUUAGAAGAAUUAGAAAAAUAUAACGAAAAACUUGAAAUAUAUGAAGAUGAAAAAGAACAUUUGGAAAAACAAAAAAUAAAUAAAUUACAACAAUACAUUCAACAAUUAAAACAUGAAAUUAAUGGAACAUUACAAUGUAUACAAUUGAUCGAAAAUGAAAUGAAAUAUAUUGAACAUGAGUUAGAAAAUAUUUAUAAGAAUAUUCAACAAAAUGAUUAUGAUCUAGAAAAAUUUGAAGAAAACAUUUCGAAAAUUAAAUCAAAAAUAUUAAAUAUUGAACAUGAACAUGAUCCAGUUUAUCAAGAAUUAAUAGAAAUCUAUGAUUUAAUCGAUGAAAUAUCACAAAUAAUUGAAAUGAAACAAUAUCACAAAGAAGAUAAUAACAUAAUGUCAAAACAAAAUGAACAAAAGUCUCAUUUAUCAUAUGAAAAUAUCGAUGUUCAAUUACCUUCAGUUAUCAACAACUAUCUUAUUGAUAUUUCUAUACAACCAUAUAAACACUUUAAUUCAUCUUCUCAACAAAGUAGUACAAAUAAUAUACCAAUUCUUUUGAAAUCUAUAUCAUAUAAUACAUUCAAUAUACUUAUUGCAUGUCUUGGUAUUGAUUCUUCAUUAAUAACAUUAAAUUCAAAAUAUUCAAUCGAAUCAUUUGAUAAUGAAUGUAUUUGUAUUGCUCGUCUCUUAUCUAUAACUGAUAAACAUAUUUAUUUCAUUGUUUCAAAUUUAAUUGGUAGAUAUGUUAUUCCAUUAAUUUAUCAACAUCGAUGUAUUGAACAAAUAUAUAUCUAUUGUUCAAAUGAUAAUCAACAAAAUCUUCCAUGGAUUACUCAAUUUUCGAAAAUUCGAGAUUGUUGGACAGAUUUUAAUACUCUUUCAACUGCAGUAUAUGAUGAUAUUCAAUCGAAUCUUUUAGGAUUAUCAUUAUUAUCAAAUAUGGAAUUACUUGAAAAAUGUCAUUCUCAAAUUUUAAUUGAUUCAUCAAAUAAGUCAUCUAUUUCAUUAGACAUAUUCAACAUAGAAAAAUUUUUAAUCUCAAAUAAACAAAUUCAUAUUGUAGUUUUACAUUGUGACAAUAAUAUUUUAUUUAAUAUCAACAGUCAACAUUUUCAUCUUUCUCAAUUUUUCGAUGUGAACAAAUGUAUAGAAUAUCUUAAAACAAUUGAUAUUAAAUCUAUAUUUUUUAUUAUAUCUGGCGAGAACAAAAAUAUCAUACAUGAUUUGAAAGCAAUAAUGAUGAUAAAUCAAAUUUAUACAAUCUAUUUAUUUAUGGAAAUUAUUAAUGAACAAGAACUAGAUGAAACUAUUCAGAUUUAUAAAAAUAUUGGUAGAUUAUUUGAUAAUCUUGAAUUUUUACUCAAUUGUUUAAUUAUCGAUAUUAAAUAUUACUUGGAAUAUUCACAUUAUAUAUCUACAAUAUCUGUAUUUACUUUACAAGGUAAUAUAAAAGAUAAAAGAAAAUUAUGUCUUUCAGAUAAAGAAGAAAAAUUUGUUGCUUUUCAAUUAUUUAUAAAUACUUUACGUGAAUACCUUCUUCUAUUUGUCGUAAACAAAAACUAUAUGAUCGUUAAUUAUUAUCUAGCUGAAAAUAAUUCAGAUAAUGAACAAGCUUUGGAAAUAUUAAAGACUGAAACAAAUAAAAUUUUCGAUUCAUUUAUAAACAUGUCAUUCUUAUCUAUUAUUAUAAACAGUUUUUUACAAGAACAAAUUCCUCAAAAUCUUCUUGAUAUUCAACAAAUACUUAUGACUAUUGAUGAACAUUUUUCUAAUGUACUUCCAACAACUUCAUCAUCUGUUGUUUAUCGAGUUCAACUUUUACGUGAACAAGACUUAAAACCAAUACAAGAAAAUGUAAAUCAAUUGAUUACUUUUCAUACAUAUCUUCUAACUACACAAGACUUAUUAACUGCUCGAACGAUUGCACGACAAGCUGCUCAUCGUGGAUUAUUAGUUAUCAUAUUUCAGAUUGAUAUUCCUAAACGAGCAUAUGUAUUAGAAUUGAACAAUAACCGUUUAUUAUUUCGAUUUGGUAUUAUAUUUCGUAUUAAAUCCAUUGAUUUAGAACCUGAUGAUGUCUGGUAUGCUGAAUUAAAAUAUACUAAUUCUGAAUUUCAAUCAAUUCAAGAACAAUUACAGUUUCAAGUAGGUGAACAACUCACUUGGUUAACUCUUGGAAAUUAUUUGUCUAUUCUCAAUCAUUUCAAUGAAGCAAAAUCUUACUAUGAAUAUCUGAUAAAUAAAUUGCCAGAAAAUCAUCAAGCAUUACCAUCAAUUUAUAAUAAUAUGGGAUUAAUAUUUGCAACAUCAGGUGAUUAUAAACAAGCCAUUGAAUGUUAUAAUAAAUCUAUGAAUUUACUUGAUAAGAUUUCUCCAAAUACAGAUUAUACCUCGGAAUGUAUCUCUUUUAAGCCAAUACUUGUUGAUAAAAAUGCUCGAAUUGGAAACUGA
Molecule: messenger RNA, 2796 nt
Organism: Rotaria sp. Silwood2
Lineage: Eukaryota; Metazoa; Rotifera; Eurotatoria; Philodinida; Philodinidae
Source: the annotation of a GenBank genome assembly